Messenger RNA from Austrofundulus limnaeus, 1097 nucleotides. RefSeq names its product CD59 molecule (CD59 blood group). Lineage: Eukaryota; Metazoa; Chordata; Actinopteri; Cyprinodontiformes; Rivulidae. The transcript is spliced from 5 exons. Bases 183 to 536 code for a protein of 117 amino acids. The record is from RefSeq and is a predicted model, not a curated record.
CUUCAUGUUCUAUAGAGACAACAGCAGUCUUUCAAACAGGCUCCUCCCAGUGGGCGGGGCAUAAAAGCUGCACUCAGCCUUCAGACAGAGGGGCUCGGUUUCUGCUCUUCAUCUUCAUCAGUGACAGAUCAGCUAAGAUACAGCUGCUGCUUGAUGAGUCUGUGAGCUGGACUGAGGUCAAAAUGAAGCGCUCCCUGGUGAUCUGCCUGCUGAUUGGUUCCUCUCUGAUCGGGCUCGGAUCAGCCAUUCGCUGCUACAGCUGUAAAGACUAUACAUCCAGCUGCACCAAACAGAGAGACUGCAGCUACGAUGAUGCCUGCCUCACGCUCAAUGAGAGAGGUGGGAUGACCUACCGUCAGUGUCUGAAGUAUUCGGACUGCGAGAGGAACCGCCUGGCUCAGAUGUUCCCUCAGGUGUCCAGCUUCACCUUCAGGUGCUGCAACUCCGACCUGUGUAACUCCGCCCCCUCCUCAGCAGCAAGUUCUCUGAUUGGUCUACUGGCCUCUGUAGUGUUUCUGUGGUGGUGCGUUCACUGAAGGCUCUACAGUGCCUGCUGGUGUCUUCUGUAACCACCGCAGCUUCUUUAAUCCAGUUAUUGAUCGCUGAGUGAGCGCUAACAGAUGCGGACUAAUUGAUGGCUCUGAUCAGAUUCACACAAUAAAUUGAUUUUCAUGUGAUCAGUUCCAGCUGCUAAUUGGUUCCAGGUGUUCAUGACUGUGUCACAUGAUCAGAUCAAUAACCAGAGAAGACCAGAGUGUCAGCAGCUGAACAGGAAGCAUUCUCAUCAGUCUGAAGUUUCUUCUUCUGUGGUUUUCUGAGCAGAAGUGAUUGAGGUUAAUUUAUUUCUUAUUAUUACAGAUCACAGUAAUCAAAUAUUUAAACACAAAUUUAUCUUCUUACUUGUUGAAUUACACUGAAUUUUAUUUUUAAACUUUUGAUUUUAUGUUUUUUAAGCGGAAAUUUUGAGUUAAAUGUUCCAGAAACUUUCAGAUGAAGAUUUUCUGCUUCUUUCUGUAUUUCUCUUUUGAAAUGUCGCGUUCUUCCCUGAAAGACCUGAAAUCAGCUUUAACUUCAUCAAUAAAGUUUUAAACUCAAAA